Messenger RNA from Varanus komodoensis (Komodo dragon), 1167 nucleotides. It is a transcript of the gene DPF1, whose product is annotated as double PHD fingers 1. The record is from RefSeq and is a predicted model, not a curated record. NCBI's taxonomy places the organism in Eukaryota, Metazoa, Chordata, Lepidosauria, Squamata, Varanidae. Bases 1 to 1167 code for a protein of 388 amino acids. The transcript is spliced from 12 exons. Gene Ontology annotation, cellular component: nBAF complex. Gene Ontology annotation, biological process: nervous system development.
AUGGCCACAGCUGUGCACAAGCCUAUCAAAUGCCUGGGCGAGGAUUUCUACCGGGAGGCCAUCGAGCACUGCCGCAGCUACAAUGCCCGGCUGUGCGCGGAGCGGAGCAUGCGCCUGCCCUUCCUGGACUCGCAGACGGGAGUCGCGCAGAACAACUGCUACAUCUGGAUGGAGAAGACCCACCGGGGCCCAGGGCUCGCCCCAGGCCAGAUCUACACCUACCCAGCCCGCUGUUGGCGCAAGAAGCGGCGGCUGAACAUCCUGGAGGAUCCACGGCUGCGGCCGUGUGAGUUCAAGAUCGACUGUGAGCCCCCCCUAAAAAAGGAGGGGGGGCUGCCCGAGGGCCCGGUGCUGGAGGCCUUGCUCUGUGCCGAAGCCGGGGACAAGAAGCCGGAGCUGAAGGAGGAGGAGCUGGUCCUGGACUGCCCGAAGGCGCCGAUUGGGGAAUUCCUGCAUGACUUGGACACAGAUGACCUGGAGGAGGACGCGCCGCGCCGGAAGAACAAGGCCAAGAGCAAGGCGUAUGGGAUUGGUGGACUGCGGAAGAGGCAGGACGGGGUGUUGCUGGAGGACCGGGACAAGCCCUACGUCUGCGACAUUUGUGGGAAGCGCUACAAGAACCGCCCAGGGCUGAGCUAUCACUACACACACACACACCUGGCUGAGGAGGAGGGCGAGGAGGGACCCGAACGCCACACCCUGCCCUUCCACCGCAAGAACAACCACAAACAGUUUUACAAAGAGCUGAACUGGGUCCCAGAGAACCAGCGCAGGCACACAGCUAAGAAAGCUCCGGACGGCACAGUCAUACCAAACGGUUAUUGUGAUUUCUGUCUAGGCGGCUCCAAGAAGACCGGCUGCCCGGAGGAUCUCAUCUCCUGCGCAGACUGUGGGCGCUCCGGGCACCCCUCGUGCCUGCAGUUCACUGUGAACAUGACGGCGGCCGUGCGGACAUACCGGUGGCAGUGCAUCGAGUGCAAGAGCUGCAGCCUCUGCGGAACCUCCGAGAACGACGACCAGCUGCUCUUCUGCGAUGACUGUGACCGGGGCUACCACAUGUACUGCCUGAGCCCCCCCAUGGCCGAGCCCCCCGAAGGAAGCUGGAGCUGCGGCCUGUGCCUGCGACAGCUGAAGGAGAAGGCCUCCGCCUACAUCACCCUGACCUAG